Molecule: messenger RNA, 2091 nt
Organism: Hibiscus syriacus
Lineage: Eukaryota; Viridiplantae; Streptophyta; Magnoliopsida; Malvales; Malvaceae
Product: protein ACCELERATED CELL DEATH 6-like
Exons: 5
Coding region: 1-2091 (696 amino acids)
Molecular function (GO): protein binding
Source: RefSeq, a predicted model, not a curated record
AUGGAUGAAAGUUUGAGAACAGCUGCUCGUGUAGGUAAUAUUAGUGAAUUAUAUACACUAAUCCACAGAAACGGAAAUGUUUUGAGGCGUCUCGACAAGGUUGAGUUCAUCGAGACGCCUUUACACAUAGCUGCAGAAGAAGGGUGCACGCGGUUUGCGAUGGAGAUUAUGAGCUUAAAGCCAUCCUUCGCUAGAAAGCUAAACCAACAAGGUCUGAGUCCCGUUCACCUCGCCGUCGAGAAAGGGCAUAAGGAGAUGGCGGUACGUCUCUUGGAAAUCGAUACCGGUCUUGCUCGAAUCAAAGGGAAGAAUGGGGAGACUCCUCUGCACUACAUUAGUAGAUUUGGAAACUGUGAUGAUCUGUUGGAUAAAAUUUUGGAAGCUUCCCCUGAUUGCAUCCGAGAUGUUUCAAAUCAAAAUCGCACUGCUUUGCACAUGGCAGUGGAAAACAAAAGACUAGACGUCCUCCAAGUACUAAUUGGGACGCUUAGGAAGAAAGACUAUUACAGAGAAACGGUGAACCGAAAGGACGAAGAGGGUAACACUGCGCUGCACUUAGCUGCUAGAAAUAAUCAACUCAAGAUGGUGAAGCUGCUAUUAAACUGCAAAGCAGAUAGGCAAGCCAAGAAUCAGGAUGGUUUGACAGCAUUGGAGGUUGCAGAACAACAUAAUAUCAGAGAAAGCGUCAUUGUUCUACGUGGUUUCUAUAUUCCAUUAGUGUCAAACUUUUCUCAUCAGUUUGAUAAACAAAUAAUCAAAUACGCGACGAAAGCAUCAUCUCUAAUUUUUCACGAUAUGGAGAAUAUAUCAGAGCAGGGCCGCAAUACUUUACUAGUAAUUCUGGGACUCCUGCUGACUGCUACCUACCAAACAAGUCUCAGCCCACCAGGAGGCGUUUGGCAGGCCGACUGUUCUUCGAGCUCCCCUGGUUCGAAACUUAUCGAAAGAAGGAAAUCACCAGGGAGUAUAGGGACAGCAGUGAUGGAUCAAUCCUAUUUCCUUAUGUUCUAUAGUCUAACCUACAUUGUCUUCAUCGCGGCCUUCUUCCUAACACUCGCCCUGCUUAAACCUUUCCCCCGUGGGAUCAGAAAUACACUUCAAUUACUACUAGCGUUUCUCACACUCUGCUUCGACCAAUCGAUAUCUACCAUAGCUCCAACCUUCUUAAUAGCUAUAAUUCUACGUACAUUUUCAACGAUCAUUUUCGUUUUCAUGCUGUUCAUGUGCAUCAAAUACAAGGUGUCGAAACUUAGUGUUUCGAUCGUCGGAUGUUGGAUAUUCCCUUCGUUUUCGCUCUCCAUUCUUGCCGGAGGAGUAGUUGUAGGUGCAAUUCAAGGAUUCUUGUUAUUCCUUAUCCUAUACGAUGAGUUCGGGAAGGAACCUUGCAUGGAUGAAAGUUUGAGAACAGCUGCUCGUGUAGGUAAUAUUAGUGAAUUAUAUACACUAAUCCACAGAAACGGAAAUGUUUUGAGGCGUCUCGACAAGGUUGAGUUCAUCGAGACGCCUUUACACAUAGCUGAAGAAGAAGGGUGCACGCGGUUUGCGAUGGAGAUUAUGAGCUUAAAGCCAUCCUUCGCUAGAAAGCUAAACCAACAAGGUCUGAGUCCCGUUCACCUCGCCGUCGAGAAAGGGCAUAAGGAGAUGGCGGUACGUCUCUUGGAAAUCGAUACCAGUCUUGCUCGAAUCAAAGGGAAGAAUGGGGAGACUCCUCUGCACUACAUUAGUAGAUUUGGAAACUGUGAUGAUCUGUUGGAAAAAGUUUUGGAAGCUUCCCCUGAUUGCAUCCGAGAUGUUUCAAAUCAAAAUCGCACUGCUUUGCACAUGGCAGUGGAAAACAAAAAACUAGACGUCCUCCAAGUACUAAUAGGAACGCGUAGGAAGAAAGACUAUUAUCAAGAAAUGGUGAACCGAAAGGACGAAGAUGGCAACACCGCGCUGCACUUAGCUUCUAGAAAUAAUCAACUCGAGAUGGUGAAACUGCUAUUAAACUGCAAAGCAGAUAGGCAAGCCAAGAAUCUGUUGAAAUUCCAAAUUGGUUGCACAUUUCCAAAUUGGCUGCACAUUUCCACCAAAAGUACAAGAGGAGAAUAA